Messenger RNA from Nicotiana tabacum (common tobacco), 402 nucleotides. NCBI's taxonomy places the organism in Eukaryota, Viridiplantae, Streptophyta, Magnoliopsida, Solanales, Solanaceae. The record is from RefSeq and is a predicted model, not a curated record.
AUGGGAUUGGAGAAACAAAUAUAUUGCCUAUCUGAAAGACGGGAAGUUACCCGCAGAUCCAAAGUAAUCAAGGGCCCUGCGGAUCAAAGCAGCUCAGUUUUCACUCGACAAAAAUGGGGCUCUGUACAAAAAAGCUUUCGACGGCCCCCGGCGGUAUGCUUGGGACCGGCCGUCACAGAUUACGUGCUCCAAAAGAUCCAUGAGGGCAUCUGCGGAAAUCACUCUGGGGCCGAUUCCUUAGUCCGAAAGGUGAUUAGAGUGGGCUACUACUGGGAAAGCAUGGAAAAAGACACUAGGGAAUUCGUUCGGAAAUGCGACAAAUGUCAGAGGUUUGCUCCCAUGAUCCACCAGCUCGGCGAGCAACUAAAUUUUGUUUUAUCACCAUGGCCAUUCAUGAAAUAG